AUGCGCAUUAUUCUGUUCCUUCUCUCUCUUCUACUGCAUGAGUUUGCCAUCCUUAACGCUUACUCACCCCCUCAGCACGAGAAGGAUGAGUCUGAAACGGUACGUGUUACGAAGCAAAACAGUCAAAUGGUCGUAGACAACGAUGACAAGCGCAAUGUGAAAGAAGAACGAGUUACACUCGACACAGAUGCCAUUGCACGAAAUAUGAUGAAAUGGUUCAAUCAUUUAGAUGAUACGCAAAAUGCCAACGAAGGAAUUUUACCCGUGUUAAAUAUGUGGCUUCUAGCGGGAUUAUCGCGCUUGGUUCAUGGGAUGAAGACCCCUGUUGACUUUGAGGUGGUGAAGAUUUUGCUGGGUGAAGGACAAAAGGGUUAUGAUGUAGCGAUUGUCCAGGGUCUUACCCCACAUUUUGUGAAAACCAUGAUUGGAAAGCACGUGCCACAGAUCAACACACCCGAUCUACCGACAUCGUCAAUUCUUGAUGCGUUUUCUGAGCGGUACCGCGCACUGAUGGGGAUUCCAGGAACUACCAAUCCGCCUGUCGUGUUAAAUGAUAUUUGGUCAUCUGUUAUGUCUCGCGUCUCGUUAUUAUAUCGAGUUGAUUUGAAAUUACAGCCCCUUUUCGCAAAAUCGCUUAUUAAAUCUGAGGCUAAUGUCCAGAAAAUGUUGUCUUGUAAUGUGCGACCAUUUCUGUAUAAGAAAGCGCUGAUAGAUUUAGACAUAUUGGAUGAGAAGAAAGCCUACACAGUGGAGGAGUGGACCAAGAUUCCUGCACUCAAACAAUUUCUCGAAUAUCUCAAAGCUGCAAAUGACGUUCCUGACAUCUCGAAAGCAACUGCGAAACGGGGAUUGGAAUUCACUGGAGUUGCUUCACGAACACCGUCGCAGUAA
Messenger RNA from Plasmopara halstedii, 891 nucleotides. RefSeq lists its product as uncharacterized. Bases 1 to 891 code for a protein of 296 amino acids. The transcript has a single exon. Lineage: Eukaryota; Oomycota; Peronosporomycetes; Peronosporales; Peronosporaceae. The record is from RefSeq and is a predicted model, not a curated record.